AUGGAGACAGAUUGGGAUGAGGUCGCUCGCGUAGUGCUUCCUCCGCCUAGUCCAAAUGCUCUGAAUACCCCAAUCAGCACCUUUUCUUUUGAUUCCAUGCAAGAGCUGUUAUGGGCUGCAAACGAAUUCGGACGAAUAACAUCAUUUUACGGACCAGAGUUGCAAAGAUAUACUUCCUACCGAGGCCAUGCACCUUCUGAAGGGCCUGUCAAGCAGAUGCUUAUGUGCGAUCGCGGCGUGAUAUCAAUCACAGCGAAAAGUGUGCAUCUCGCAUCGCGAAAAGGAGUGACUCAGUGGCAUUUCAAUCAAGAUGACAUGAAAGAUUUACGCUGCAUGGCAUUCACCUCAAAAGGUGUCCAUGAAGUUCUGGUUGCUGGUUGCCAGGAGACCAUGUACAAGAUUGACGUCGAUAAAGGAGUAAUCACCUCCACACUCAAAGCAGAUGCGCCAUAUACCAUGAUGAAGCGCGGUGGCCAGUACAUUUGUGCUGGUACAGCUGACGGGUAUGUCCACUUCCUGGAUCUGAUCAACUACAAAGUCGCUCGGACUUGGAAAGCGCAUUCGGCAUUUAUCAACGACAUGGACGCUAGAUCGGAUGUUCUCGUUACUUGCGGCUGGUCCUCGAGGCCACAGCAUGGGUACAUGUUGGACCACCUGGCCAAUGUCUUCGAUCUGAAAACUCUCAUGCCUCUCCCACCAGUACCAUUUCCGCCAGGCGCAGCCUUUGUCAGAAUGCAUCCUAAGAUGUCAACGACCUGCAUGGUUGCAUCCCAAGGUGGACUUAUCUAUGCCAUCGACAUUAUGAACCCGGAUGCGCCUAGCAUGCGACAUGCAAACGUCUUUGACACUCACAUCACAUCUCUAGACAUAGCACCAUCAGGAGACGCUCUGGUCCUCGCCGAUGCCCAAUGUGCCAUGCAUCUAUGGGGCUCUCCUAACAAGAUUCAAUUUACCGAGUACGGCAGCCCGACAGAGUUUGCGGAUCCACCCGUACCCACCCCACCUAUGGAUUGGUCACCGGACAUCCCCUUGAACUUGAUCGGUAUGCCAUACUAUAGAGAAGUUUUGCUAUCGGCUUGGCCUAGUCAUCUGAUAUCCGAGGUUGGAGCACCACCGAGCAAGAUUGAUGCCGGCAUACUCACCUCCUUGAAACGAUCAGAUAUCGGGGGCUAUGCGCCAUUCCCGCGCAAGACACGCAGAUAUCAAUUCGAGGACACCAGAGCCGUCCAAAGAGCGCACGACACACUUGCGGCACCUCGGUUCCUCAGCGAGCGACAGAAGGAUGAUUCCCAAGGCCACGAAGGCUCAAGACGGAUGUCGGAUGCACUUGAGGCACUUGGUGACUUGGCUCUUGGUGGUGCAACCAGAAGAGAUGUUCCAGUCAUGUAUCGAAACGUCGAGAUCAAAUAUAGUAAAUUUGGUGUAGACGACUUCGACUUCGAGUACUACAAUAAGACGAAGUAUUCUGGACUGGAGACUCAUAUUGCCAACUCAUACACAAAUCCGCUCCUACAGCUUUUACGCUUCACGCCAACAAUACGCAAUCUAGCACUUCAUCACACGGCCACUUCCUGUCUCUAUGACAAUUGUCUGCUCUGCGAGAUGGGUUUCCUAACAGACAUGCUAGAAAAAGCUGCUGGUAUGAACUGCCAAGCUAGUAACUUCCUCAAAGUGUUCAGCAGCUUGUCAGAUGCAUCGACCCUAGGCUUGCUCGAACAAUUUGCCGCUGCAAACAAUCCACUUUCCGUCACGAUACAAGCAGCAAACAGAUUCUUGCUCAAGACGUUCUGCGAUAGCUUCCGGCAGCUACCUCCGCACAACAGGCACAUGGAGCAAUCUCUAACGACAGGCGCAUUGCUAGCAAUAAGAUGCGGGCAUUGCGCCAACGAAAUGCUCAAACCAGGCGAAACACUCGUCCACGAUCUGGUGUAUCCGCCUAAACCACUAAAACAUCACCCACGCAUGGCGCCACCAAGACCAGCAUUUUCUCAAGUCCUCAAGGCGAGUGUUGAACGUCAAGAUCAGACUCGAGGCUGGUGUGAUCGCUGCAAGCGGUACCAACAACUCAGCACACGCAAGACAAUCCAGAGCAUCCCCAAAGUUCUGAUGGUCAAUACAGCCAUUCAUUCGCCAGACCACAAGCAGUUAUGGUCAACGCCUGGAUGGCUGCCUCAGGAGAUUGGUGUUGUGGUUCAGAACGGACAGUUCUUCUGCUACGAAGGCUCUGAUCUCAAGUAUCAUCUUCAGCGUGGUUUCUAUGAUAUCAUGGUCUACGAGCUUGUUGGAAUGGUCGUUGACAUCAACAGCGCGGACAAUCAAAAGUCUCAUCUGGUGUCAUUGAUCAAUGUCGCGCCGUCUUCGCCUGACCCAGCGGAUCAAGACCAGUGGCACUUGUUUAAUGAUUUCCUCGUCAGAUCUACGACUUCUGAAGAAGCACUCAGAUUCGAUAUGAAUUGGAAACUGCCUUCCAUUUUGACAUAUCAAGCCAAAUCGGCAUCUCAUGUCAUUGAUGAUUCUUGGAAAGAGAACCUCGAUCCAUCUCUGCUUUAUUAUCUGCCGAGAGGGCCGCACAAAUCACCCGACCCAACAGUACUACGCAACCUUAAUCCCACCACUGAGCUUCCUCGAGCAGGGAUGCCCUGUGCAAUCGAUGCCGAGUUUGUUGCUCUUUCAAAGGCUGAGAUCGACAUCAAAGCAGAUGGCACGCGCGAAACCGUGCGGCCUCCUCGGCUUGGCCUCGCGCGUGUAUCGGUGUUGCGAGGUGCAGGUCCCUACGAGGGCCUUCCGUUCAUCGAUGACUAUAUCGCCAGUUCAGAGCCUGUGGUUGACUAUCUGACCGCGUAUUCAGGCAUCAGUCCAGGCGAUCUCGACCGUGCUGUCAGCAAGCAUAACUUGGUCAAUCUGAAGGUGGCCUACAAGAAAUUAUGGCUGUUGCUCAACCUGGGAGUCGUGUUCGUCGGCCAUGGUUUGCCUAAAGACUUCCGUAUCAUCAACAUUCAUGUACCUCGAGCCCAAGUUGUUGACACGGUCGACCUCUUCUCGCAUCGUCUGCGCAGUCAACGUCGUCUGUCGCUACGUUUCUUGGCUUGGUAUCUGCUGAAGGAAGAGAUCCAACAGGACACUGACAAAGGUCACGACAGUGUCGAAGACGCUCUCACAGCACUCAAGCUCUGGCGCAAAUAUCAAGAAUUCAUGGACGCUGGGAUCAUCGAAAGCAUGCUCGACGACAUCUUCGAUCGCGGCCGAGAAACAAACUUCAAGCCUCCAUCAGUCUAUAAGACAGAAAGAGAGAAUGGAGAAUGGAGACCCGAAACACCAGGACAUAUGAGCGUGCCAGGUACACCGGCUAGAAAGACGGUUGGACUUGCGCUGCUUGGAGGCUCCAACCAGACUCCGCCUAUCAAGAAGGACAUCUUUGGGAGCCCGAUCAGGUAG
This is a messenger RNA of Aureobasidium melanogenum CBS 110374, 3435 nucleotides long. RefSeq lists its product as uncharacterized. Bases 1 to 3435 code for a protein of 1144 amino acids. Gene Ontology annotation, cellular component: PAN complex; P-body. The record is from RefSeq and is a predicted model, not a curated record. The transcript is spliced from 7 exons. Lineage: Eukaryota; Fungi; Ascomycota; Dothideomycetes; Dothideales; Saccotheciaceae. Gene Ontology annotation, molecular function: poly(A)-specific ribonuclease activity; protein binding; nucleic acid binding. Gene Ontology annotation, biological process: nuclear-transcribed mRNA poly(A) tail shortening; mRNA processing.